Hymenoscyphus albidus is the source of this 5401-nucleotide messenger RNA. Lineage: Eukaryota; Fungi; Ascomycota; Leotiomycetes; Helotiales; Helotiaceae. The record is from the annotation of a GenBank genome assembly.
AUGGCAGAGGCAAUAGCAGUCGUCGGCAUCUUAGCCAGUUUCAUCCAACUAACAGAAUUCAGCAUCAAACUAGCCCAUCGAGUGCACUCUUUCACAUCCGCUACCAGCUCUGCACCUGACUCACUGCGUCAUGUUGCCGUCGAAUUGCCAGCCCUGUUAGAAGCGCUUAAAAACUCUGCUCAAGUGCUUUCCGCAGAGAACCUGACAGAAGAUGUAAGAUGUGCUUUGGAAGCACCAAUCAGGGAGUGUGCGGGUGAAAUAGAGGCGCUGAACAAGAUCCUACUCAAGGUGCUACCCGAUCCGGGGAACAGGAAGGGAAAGAGGAUUUGGAAGGGCGUUUGGAGUUUGAGGUAUGAUGCGAAGAUUAGGAAUAGGAUGGCGGUUGUGAGGGGGUAUGUGCAGACUUUGUCGUAUUAUCAUGUCACGAUUUUGUGCUCGAAGUCUACACCGGGUGAGUAGAAUGAGAAUGAGGGUUCUUGGGAUGAGAAAUAGCUGAUUUGUUAUAGUGAAAGCUUUGCCGAAACCGUUGCCGACGUCGACGGUUCCGUAUCAUCGUAAUGCAGAUUAUGUCGAUACAGGCACUCUCCGACAAGUGGGGGAGAAAUUGACCAUGCCUGCCUCUCGCCUGGCAUUGGUUGGUAUGGGUGGUAUUGGGUAAGCUUUUUCGCUUCGUAGAAAGCAUCCUUAUUAGAAUUUUGCUGACAAUGAAUACAGAAAAACUCAGCUGGCUCUUGAAUACGCCCACCUGAUCCGGGAGAAAUCCCCAAAGACAUGGGUGUUUUGGAUCAACACACUAACCCGAACUACAUUGGAAUAUGGGUGCCGUAAGAUCGCCGAAGCAACCAAACUUCCAGGUUGGGAUAACCCAAAAGCCAAUACACUGGAAUUGGCCAGAACCUGGCUCUACGAUGAGAGAAAUGGACCUUGGUUGCUCAUACUUGACGCCGCCGAUGACCACAGUAUUACUGGCCAACGACCAAUUGCAGAUUUUAUUCCUCAAUCUCCCAACGGUUCGGUUCUCGUUACUUCAAGGGAUCUGGGUAUUGCCAAUCAUCUAAAGUUCAAGGAUAAUGAGAUCAUCAACCUUGAACCGAUGAAUCAAGAAUCCGCCAGUUUACUCCUUUCCCGAUCACUAGGCUCCCAGCUAGAACCGCAGAGCGAAGUGGCGGCAGAUCUCGUGGAGAAGCUCGAAUACCUUCCUCUUGCAAUAACUCGUGCGGCCGCAUACCUCAGGCUUAACCAACGCAUAUCUCCUCAAAAAUACAUUGAAACUUUGGGUGAGGUAACCAAGCAAGCAAAUAUCAUGGCGGCUACUUGGACAGUUUCCUACGAACGAAUACAACAUGAACACCCCUCAGCCUGUCGCCUUUUUUCUCUCAUGACUGUUCUCAGUCGCCAGACCAUUCCGGAAUGCCUCCUUGAGGAAAAAUACGAAAAGUCUCUUGAAGAGCUCUCGACCUCUCGAGUUAAUAGCACGACGAAUAGUCGUUUGAAUGAGGACAAAUUUGACCAAGAUAUUUCAAUUUUAAUGGAGUACUCUCUCGUGGCCAUGAACAAGAAAGACGAAUUCGAAAUCCUUCAAGACGUACGCUCAGCAACGAAGCGAUUGCUAGAAGCUGGUAGCGAAUUCAAACAGCGGAACAUCAAAGCCAUCAACGAGAUCCAGGAGGACUUCCCCGGAAGCACGAAUAAGACGCACAGGCGGUGCAACGAAGCCGAAAGACUUGAUUUGAAUCCUCCGGAGCUCGUUGAAACAAUGAGGCUUGAACUGAAAGUUUUGGAGAAGAAGCUUUUGCUACUCGAGUACAUUUUGUUAUGUGUUGUUAUUUUAGGGUUUCUUUUUGUUAUGAGGUUGCUCAAUCCAUAGUUUCUUUUUGCCACUCGAUGGUUCUAAUCGGUUUAUAUAUAUCGAGAUUGGCCAUAGGCCCAGUGUCUAGACCUAUCUAGACCUCACAAUAAAAGCAUGUCUUCUCAUCUUUAGUCCGCCAUCCUACAGCUUUAGAACAACAGGUCUGAAUAAGACGGAAUACGCUCUUCAAAACACACAGCUUGCGCCGGGCUUUUGGGAAACGUGGAGUUUUAUUCUUGCGCUAGUCCCUUUGGGGACAUGACUUGUGAUCGCACAGCCAUUGAGAGGGACUGCGGACGUUGGGUAUCUGUUCGUAGCGCGUUGGAUUUAGUGAUGGGAUUUGGUAAUGGAAACUUGAGGCGGGGAAGAAGCUCUGCCAUGCACCUAUGAGAAGAUCUUGUGCUAGUGUUUCUGCAAUACUGGUAUAUAAAACCAAUAUGCUAAGGUAAGUAAGUAGCUUCGUAUGAAGUUUAAUCAAAGUCAAUUACCCCAAAAUGCUCGCGUGGUGUAACCGAUUCGAUUAUGCCUUGGAUCAUAUUGUCCUCUGUUGGUGCAAGCAGAGCAGAGCAGAGCAAUGGCCAGAUCUCUCACAGUCCUAUGGUCUGUGUUUAUUGUUUCCUUCAUCGGAUUGGGUCAUAGAGAGAUGACUGCAAACAGAGUCGAAGAGUAGAAAACACUCGAGAUUUAGCGGUGAUGGCACCUCGUACGUACGGCGUUGACUAGGGGAUGUUUUCGCUGGCGCGCAUUAACAGACGCGUGCAGAAUGCGCUAGACUUUUCGUGAUGCUACCUGCAUACUGGACUGGGUCCCGUUCGAAGGUGACAAUAGAGAUGUUCAGUCCAGUCCAGUCUAGCCGAUCGACCGACUCCUCUCUCUCAGACAGUUGUAAUAGUGGUAGAUAUAUGGGCUUUGCGCGUUGAUGAAUGCAGUUGGGCUCUGUGACGUUGGUAGUUUGGGAGGAGAUCUGAAUCAGGCCUCCAAGCUUCUGGAAUGCCGUGAAGACUUCGCUGGGUGCUUAGUAAGCACAUAUAAGCUUUAUAUGAUUAGUCAGCAAGCCGUUAGACGAAACUUUCUCGCUCUGCCAACCACUCACGGCAGCUGCAUUAGGCCACAACUGAAAUAGCCAUUGGCCACCCCUGAUCUUCCAAACUUCCCGGCUAAAGCAGGCUCGCAGGCGAGGACGCUAGCGCAAGGUGAGGCACUGAGGCCGGUAUGACCGCCACAAAAAUCUUCAUCCCCCCCACCACUUCCACUUCCACUUCCACUCGCUGCCAACAAAUCCCAAAUCCCCAUCCACCGCCUUUCACAGCUUCAACACCACGAAGCAGAAUAAAUUGUCGCCAGCUACACCCACGUGUUCCUGCGACUCACACUCUACUCAAUCCAUCUCGGUACGUUCACAUCUUCCCGUGGUCUUUGGUCGACUGGUGCAAGCUAGCGAGAGCGAGAGCCAGAGGGGGAAACCUGCCCGCUGUCCGCUUCGCCCUCGCCCAAGCUUGGCUCCGCCUGUUUACCUGGAGUGCGCGAAUCAUAGAUAGAACACCCAGCAGCUAACCACUCAUUUGCAGGUCAUCUACGAUCGUCUUCAAAUACAUCACCAAAGCCUUUGAUCCUUCAAAGGCAACCUACAUUCACCACGGCUCCCGCGGCCGCAAGUCUAGUUUCUGAUCAAGAUUACUCGCUACGACCCAACCGACACAUCCUCAACACUCGCCCUCCUCCUUCUGUUGCAGUCAACUAGGCAGCUUGAGCGCACUCUGUUCGACUCAACCCCCAAUAUCCCCAUUCCGUCCCAAACUCCUCAGCUGCCGCAUAGGACGGGUUUAGAGGUUCUUCCUCUCGCAGAGGAAGAGUCGAGCCGACCUCGUCAGAUCAGUUCAGGAUCUGAUCGAUAUAGACCUCCCUAAUACAACCUCAGAGUAUCAAAAAGUAAGCUUCCACUGCCCUGUCCAAUGCGUGUUUGUAUACAAUGUGCUAAUCUUUCCGCCAGACCAAUCAACUUUUUAUAUCCCUUGAAUCUUUUCGAGGAUAUGUCACCUUCCGCCAUCGAAACCCUUGUCCAAACACCAAGUCUUACAAGUCUUGAAUCAUACUUCGAGAAAUCGACAUGUUCUUAUCUUGAACUCAAUGGCGCGAACACACCAAAACAACUCAUCGGAAAUGCUCUGAAGGAGAGAGUCAAUACUAUCGAUCAUGAGUCCUGCGAGGCCGGCGACGAAGAUACUUUCUUCGUAGCUGAUCUCGGCGAGGUCUAUAGGCAACACAUGAGAUGGAAGAAGAACUUGCCUAGAGUCAAGCCAUUUUACGGUAUGUACUGGUGGUACUUUCAUAAAAUCACCUAUGCUAACCUAUUUAUAGCUGUGAAAUGUAACCCAGACCCCCAAGUAAUCCGACUUUUAGCAGAGCUCGGUACCGGUUUUGAUUGUGCUUCAAAAGCCGAGAUUGAACAAGUUCUCAAGGCCGGGGUCGAGCCCAACCGUAUCAUUUAUGCCCAACCAUGCAAGACAAACUCUUAUGUUCGUUACGCUGCUGCCCAAGGGGUAAAACAGAUGACAUUCGACAAUACCGAUGAGCUCUACAAGAUCAAAAAGCUAUUCCCCGGAGCCGAGUUGUUCCUCCGGAUUUCAACCGAUGAUUCCUCAAGCUUGUGCCAACUGAGCCUUAAAUUCGGGGCUGCCAUGGACACAACUGACAACCUUCUUGCUCUAGCAAAGGAAUUGGAGCUCAAUGUCGUAGGCGUUAGUUUCCAUGUUGGAUCUGGAGCUUCUGACCCAGGCGCAUUCAUCAAGGCAGUUCAAGAUGCUCGCUGUGUUUUCGACCAAGCCGAAACUCGCGGAUUUUCAUUCCAUACACUUGAUGUUGGUGGUGGAUUUUCUAGCGAAACCUUUGAUGAAAUGGCCGCUGUUUUGAGCUCAGCAUUGGACGAAUACAUGCCUUCCAAUAUCCAAGUUAUUGGAGAGCCUGGACGUUACUAUGUCGCGUCAGCGUUCACUCUGGCUUGCCAUGUCAUCGCUCGUCGCACUAUCAAGAACCCAGCAAACGGCGGGGAUAGCUACAUGCUCUACAUGAACGACGGACUCUACGGCAACUUUUCCAGCAUCAUGUUUGACCACCAGAAUCCAGUUGCACAAAUCUUGCGUGUCAAUGGCCGCUCUUGCUACGAUACCAUUGCCUCACAAGCUUGUUCUGACGGGAUUGAAUACUCCAUCUGGGGUCCAACCUGUGAUGGAAUCGACCAAAUUUCCAAGAGCAUUCGUUUCAACCAAAUCUUGGAUGUGGGUGAUUGGCUUUACUUUGAGGAGAUGGGCGCAUAUACCAAGUGCUCUGCCACUCGAUUCAACGGAUUCAGUGACUCUCACGAUGUCAUUUAUGUUGCUAGUGAGCCUGGAGCCAAGGCCUUGUUGGGGAUGAACUGAUAGCAUUGCUAUGCAUUUUUUCGUGGUAAUUUGAUGAGCAGUCUUGCCAAAGCGUGGAAGAAUGGCUUGAAAAACAAAAUGGUGUGAAGGACGAAGCAUCAAAAAAGCUACCCAGAGCGACGGAGUUUAUGGGUGA